AUGUUGAGUACAAAGACAUCUCCAUUCUUCCCAGGAUACGAUUUUCGUUCAGCUACGGGAACAAAUAACAAACCAAAAAAUCAGACGCUUACAGUCGUUCACGGCCUUAUGAAAACAACAAUGCCAGAUCCAAAUAUUCUUGAUAUUCAAAUAGAAGAAACCAAAAAGAAGCUUGCAGCUCUUCAGGGUCAACAACCAGAUGCAACACAACGCACAUCUUUUGUUCCAGAUCUUCAACCAAACGAACCACAGGAAGCAUAUACACUUCGUUUUUACGGUUACUUCCAGCAAAGUCUCACAGAAUCACCAGGCGAAACAUAUCGUAUUAGAUACGUCAAUAUCUAUGUAUAUACAGAAGAUGAUACAGUCAUGAUUGAAGAGCAAAAAUCAAGAAACUCAGGUAUGACACAAGGCGUUCUUCUUCGCAGAAUGCGUGUUCAGAAUCCAAAUGCAGAACCUUAUGGCUCAACAUAUAUUGUCCAAGACUUCCAAAUUGGCGUCAAUAUUGAUAUUUCCGGAAUUGUUUAUCAUAUUUACGAUUGUGAUCAAUUCACACGUCAAUACAUGGAGUCCAUUGGCAUCCAGCUUGCUGAUUCAGAACAAGCUCCAGAAGAUCUCUACACAAUCAAAAGAAAACUUACAGAGAGACCAAUUCGUGUUUCUCAUUGCAACCCAGAUCCAACAAAUCUUGCAAACUUCCUCAAGUACGAUGGCAAAGUCCUCCGUUUCUACGCUGUUUGGGAUGAUUCAAAGAAUCUUUUCGGCGAAAAGCGCAAAUUCGUUAUCAUCUACUUCCUUGUUGAUGGCCGUAUCGAAAUCAGACAAGUCAACGAGCCUUCUUCAGGUAGAGAUCCAGUUGCAAGAUUCCUUGCUAAAACAGUCCUUAAGAACCCACGUACAGGCCAGCCAUAUUCAGAUCAAGACCUCAUGGUUGGAGAAACAGUCACAGCUUUCGGCAGAAACUUCUUAAUUUACGAUGCAGAUGAAUUUACCAAACAAUUCCUCGACGACAAGUACGGUAUCCACGACUGGACACCAAUCAAGCAGAAAGAUCCACUCGAUGUUUCUCUUGCUACAUCCGAAGCUCCUCCAUAUAACGGAUGGGGCGACGAAGAGGACUCUCUUGGCUACUGCCACUCAUUACAUCCAAAGCCACCACGCAAGAACAUUGUCAAGCUGCUCAACAACGAUGGCAAGGUUCUCCGCUUCAAGGCCGAAUUCAAGAAUCCAAAUCCAGUUGACGAUGGCCGUAUUUUCGUCAUCGCAUUCUACACAGCAGACGACAAACUCGCGAUCUUCGAGUCCCCACGUCGCAACUCCGGUUUCCAGGGCGGCAAAUUCAUCCAGAAGGGAACUUACAAGAAUAUGCUCGCUGGUCGUAACUUUAUUGCCCAAGAUUUCUAUGUCGGAGCUGAAAUCAUGGUCAAUUCAUACAGAUUCAUCCUUACAGAUGCUGAUGAAUACGCUUACAACCAGAUGGAAGCUGAGCCUGAAGAAUAUCCUGUUGCAGAUUUGAGCGCAAUUAUUGAAAAUCUCAGAAAGAACACAGAAGGAAUCGAAAAACUAAGAAAGGAAAUGGAAGCCCAGGAUCCAGAACUCAAAGGACUUAUUCCUAAGGACGAUGCACAGAAAUUGAUGGUUAGAGUCUUGAGAUUGCAAUACCACCAGGCAAUUACAAUAGCAAGAAGAUAUUCUGAUGAUAAGAAUAUGUUUAACUACUUCGAUUUCGUUGGCGUCUUCACAAAAUAA
Molecule: messenger RNA, 1749 nt
Organism: Trichomonas vaginalis G3
Lineage: Eukaryota; Parabasalia; Trichomonadida; Trichomonadidae
Product: EF-Hand domain C-terminal containing protein family
Exons: 1
Coding region: 1-1749 (582 amino acids)
Biological process (GO): mitotic cytokinesis; mitotic spindle organization; cilium-dependent cell motility
Cellular component (GO): axoneme; mitotic spindle
Molecular function (GO): alpha-tubulin binding
Source: RefSeq, a predicted model, not a curated record